This is a messenger RNA of Zeugodacus cucurbitae (melon fly), 2427 nucleotides long. RefSeq lists its product as uncharacterized. The transcript has 3 exons. The coding region runs from base 506 to 1606 and encodes 366 amino acids. Lineage: Eukaryota; Metazoa; Arthropoda; Insecta; Diptera; Tephritidae. Gene Ontology annotation, biological process: embryonic development via the syncytial blastoderm; cell surface receptor signaling pathway via JAK-STAT. The record is from RefSeq and is a predicted model, not a curated record.
AGCCUGCGAAACGUAAGCAACGAUAUUAUUAAGUAUUAAAACGACACAUGAGCAACACGCAGCUCGGAGCAAAAAAAAAUUAAAAUAAUAAUAAUCAAAGUAUUAAUAAUAGUAAUUGAAACGAACGAAAUAAGCAUUAAGUAAAAGAGAAAAUAUAUUAAAUUAUUAACACGUUAUUAAAUAAUACAAUUACAAAGGCGUUGUGAAAUUAAUAGCAAUACAAGUUAUAUACUAUAUAUAUUUAUUAAUUGUAAACUACGUAAUAUAAAGGAAUUUCUAGACAAGAAUAACGAAAAUUUCAACUUGUUAAAACGCACGUGUGCUUCCGAUAAAGAUAAACGUUUAAAAAAAUCGCAAAAAAUCUCAAUAUACAACGCCACUACCGAUCAGCGCAGUACAAGUGAAGAAGCGAAGCAGUAAAGUAACUGCCACUGCAAAAGCAGCAACUAACAGUAUUUUUUAUAAGAGUUCAAAGUUGACAACAAACGAACAAAUAUCCACUAAAAUGGCGCAAACAAGCCAACGAACCAACAAACAGUUAACAACAUUAACAGUAUUAAUGUUAACAGUGCUAACAGUAUUAACACAAAUGCCGGGAAAAAGUGCAGCGGCCGCCAUUGGUGGCGCUAAAAUGCACAACAACAAUGCUAAAAUAACAUUACCGGCGUUAAACGCCGCCGAAGCGCUCAGCAAUCAACAAAGCGCCGUCUUCCAACAGCUUAUCGACAGCACGGCAGGUGCAGAACGCGGACGCCGAAAGCGACUGCGCAAACGACACAACAACAAUAUGCGCUUAAGUACCUUGGCAGGUGCGACCAACGAAGCCGAUGCGGCACUUGAGUGGGUGAACCCAUGCGGUUAUGAAAAGUUUAAUAACGCGGCGGCGGCGACGGCGAGCAUCAACAAUGUGAUGGACAAAAAGAAGCUGAUGAAAGACCUUAGGAGAGGGCUACGUGCAGAAAAUACAGCAGUUAAUGCGCUGCACACAAUCGAUAUCGAUGAUAUGACCAGCUUUCGGUUACACAAUUUGAAAUACAAAUUUCUGCCAACACUGAAUGGGACAGCCAAAAUUGAACUCCAUCACUGGCAUCGCGCCAUGCAAAAAUUUGUUGCCUCCUUCACCGAAUUGGGUGUAAAACAAUAUCGUUACGAUAUCAAAACCCUGCAAAUUGUCAGCGCCACCACACGCGAACUCAACGCCUUACUGCUCAGCGCACGUCGUUCACUCUGCGAAUUGGAAAGCGUCAUACUCGCCAUAAAUCCACAAGCGAAAAUACGCACCAUAACACGCGAUGAAAUGCAAAAGAAGCUGAAUUUCCAUUCGAAAGAUCAGGCGCUUGUCGACAAAGAGGGUGUCAGCUCGUUUGAUUUGCGUUUCGCCAAGCAGCGUUAUCACAAAUACGUGCAACAUAUGUUGCAAAUUUUGCGUCGUCAACUGAAAGCGGCGUUGAAGAAGACGGGCGGCCGUGCGGCAGCCAAAUCGGUAGCCAGUUACAGUGAUGAAAGCAACUACAGUCAAUUGUUGGAGUUGAACGAUUUCGCGGGCUAUGAUAUGUCUGCGCAAGCGUCGCACGGUGUGAGUGAGGAGCUGUUGCUGGCAGCGUGAAAACGCUAAAGCGCCGAUAUAAUGUGGAAGUGGAGAGUGUUUAAACCCAGUAUGUGCCAUUAAUAGUGUAACUAAAAGAAGCUGUAGCCUUUAUGUAGGUGAAGGUGUGUGUGUGUUACUAAGCGCGCCACCAACGCCGGCUGUUGUAUUAUAUACAUACAUACGUACAUAUGAACGUCCAAUACUUAGACAUACCACACAUAGUUUUUUAAGCACACACACACACACAAUAUCUAGUGAUAGGUUAGUGUUCCUCAAAGUAUGCAUCACAUUAUUUAUUUAUUUAUUGCACUCAUUUUAGUGAAAUAAGCGCAUUAUACAUUGAAAAAAAGUAAAAUAAUUUAUUUAUUGAAAUCAUGCACAGCCAACAUUUAGUAAUUAAGUUGUUUGUAUUUAUUGUAAUUAUUAUUAUUUUUGUAUUAUUUAUUUAUAAAUUAUUUAUAUAAUUAGUUAGCUCACUUAACAAAUUUUACAAUUUUUUUACACAAUGUUAUUAGGUAUGAAAUGGAAUUUUUUGCUUAUGCUAACUGGUUAGUGUGCGAUUUUAUGCCUACUGUGAUUAAUUAGCUGCUUAAUAUAAUAUUUAUUUAUUUAAAUACAUAGUUAAACAUAUGAACAUGUGCAUAUAUACACUCACUCGAUUAUUUAAUAAUUUUUUAAAUUAUUAAAACAAACACUUAAACAAUGUAUAUAUGUAUAACUUAAGCCUUAGAAACAAAACAACAACAAAUUUGUUACGAACAUUAUUUAUGAAUGCGCCAGACUGCAUGAAAGACGCUUUAGCACUUAAGUAUGUAUGUUUGUAAUGCGAAAUCUAGUUA